CUAACUCCAGCUUUUAACCUCAUCUUUUUCACCAACCGCUGUUUCUGUUGUCGGCUGUUUUGCUUCUGUUUCGAUUUUUCAGAAAUUCUUUUUUAUUUUGGGGGAAUUUCUAAUUAUGGAGAAUCUUUUCAGAUUCGUGUUAGCCUAAAUAUUUAAAGACUCCUAGCUAAAUUACUUGAACCAUUAUCACUCUAAAUAGCGCAAUUUGACUGACCACGUCCAUUUUCCAUAGCGAGGACGUAAGUGGCAGAGAAUUUAAAGAAAGCGGCAGGUCUUUCUGAGAAUUUGGUAGGCGAAAUUCGUCGCUUUGAAUUGGUGGAGGGUCGUGUAGCUCUAUUGCAGCAAUAAUAACAAGCGUGAAUCUUUUCUGAAAUCCCACCUUCCUGCAAAUCUGUAUUUCAGAACUGAGUCCCAGCAGAAUAGUUUGCAUUCCUCAGAAGACAGUAAGAGACUAAGAGAAUUGCAGAGACCUGCUAUAUUGUAGAUGAAAACAGAAUGUUAUUACGUUGUCUAUAUAUACCCUGUAGAACCGAAUUUGUGUGAUAUUCAUAUAGUCACAGAUUCGAUUCUAGGGGAAUAUAUGGUCGAUGCAAAAACUUCACCUUUCUGCAGAUGGUUAGAAGUUAAAAUACUGGCGGAAUCAAGAGGCAUGUGCGUGCUGAACACUCAGAAAUUAUAAAAGUUUUGCUGCCUCGCUCCUAUUUGCUAGGUUUUAGGACGUUUCUUAAAACUUCGGUUGUCGUUCAGUCCUAACUCUCACUGACAAUCUUUGAAUCUAAACAGUUAAAUUCACCAGAAGUUACAAAAUUUCUGGGAGAAAAAAAAAAAAAAAAAGAUAUUAUCUACCAAUCAGUGAAUGAGUCUUUUAUAAGAUACUCAUAAAUUAGCUAGAUAUGCGAGACGUUAGCAAAAUUUCCCUGUCAAGGGUCCAGAUCGCAUCAAAAUAUUUACGACAGCAGCAAAAGCAGCAUUCGCCUCGCUGGAAUGUAUUUACUUGUGCUCCAGGAAUGAUAUUGAUGAAUGAAGACCGAAUUUAUCUCAUUAAACCCGUGAUAUUUUUAACCUAAUUAAAUGACGUCUCCAGUUCAAUUGAUUGAACUUUAGUGGUUAAAAGUGAACUCUUUCUUGCCAUCUGUACGAUUUUAUAUACAUACAUGUGUAGAUUUAGAAAUAUAUGUUGGCGUUUGCGUCUGUGCACGCAUACGUUUGCACACGUAUAUUUUGAGGCUUGAAAGUGAAUGAGAAGUUACUGAUUGCCUAAUUUUAUUCAGCAGAACUAAAUUCUGGUAACUUUUGGAUGACCUCUGCUAGACAAAGACAGGACAGAUCUAUUGUACAUCAUAUUACCCUCUUCUUUGAUGGCUUUUCUUUCCCUCGCCUGCUUAUCAGUUUCUUCCCUUUUAACCCCGCUUCAGCUCAUCGCUCUGUAUAUUCCUUUCGAUUCUUUUUCUUAUUUUAUUUAAAGCGAGGCACCAAGCCCCGGUGGCGAUCCUGGCUAGCGGCUCGGACGGCAGGGCAGCAUCCCCCGGGGCUGGGGGAAGGCGGCUCAGACAAAAGGCUGUGGGCAGGGCAGCGGCCGCCGCCCCGGGGUACCCCCACACCUCCGGUACCUGGUUUGCGGGUGCGGCCCGCCGGAGAGGGGGGUCAUUCGGUGAGAGGGAUGUUAUUGAGAGGAAUCGCUGGAAAUGCGGGGAAAUGCGGCGGUGGGCGCCCGGCUCCCCAUUGGCCGGGCCGGUCACAUGCCCGCCUAACUUUAUUCAGUUGACAGCAAGUAGGAGGGCUCUAUGGCAGGGGAAAAAAAGACAACACGAGAAAAAUUAGUAUUUUCUACCUUCAGAAAUUAAUGGCCAUGAGUUCGUAUAUGGUGAACUCUAAGUAUGUGGAUCCCAAAUUUCCUCCUUGCGAGGAAUAUUUGCAGAAUAGCUACUUAGGCGAGCAGGGGGCCGAGUACUACAGUGCCUCGCAGGGCGCUGAUUUCCAGCACCAGGGACUCUACCCACGGUCAAACUACAGCGAGCAGCCCUUUAGCUGUAGCAAUGCCCAGGGCUCUGCCGGGCAGCCGCGGGGUCACGGACAGGAGCAAUCCGGCCCGGCGAGCCACUUCCCCGGCCCAGCAGAGCAUUGUCCACCGCCUCCAAUGCCCAACCCGCGAGCCUGCAGCCAGCAGCCGGCCCUCAAACCCCCAAACGGCUCCGCAGUAAAGCAGCCGGCAGUAGUUUAUCCCUGGAUGAAGAAAGUCCAUGUUAACUCGGUGAAUCCCAAUUACAACGGAGGGGAACCUAAACGCUCCCGCACAGCUUACACCAGACAGCAAGUCCUAGAACUGGAAAAAGAAUUUCAUUUUAACAGGUACCUGACCAGGCGCCGCCGUAUCGAGAUAGCCCACACUUUGUGUCUCUCUGAGCGCCAGAUCAAGAUCUGGUUUCAGAACAGAAGAAUGAAGUGGAAAAAAGAUCACAAACUGCCCAACACGAAGGGCAGAUCUUCUUCCUCUGGUUCAAACCCCCAUUUACAAACUGGUUCCAAGGACCAUCAGACUGACUUGACAACUUUGUAGAAGAGGUGAAAUUUUCCAUUUCAUCCUUCGCUUCUGACCAGUACUGUACAUAACUGACACUGCCCAAGCAGAACCUGCAUGUAGCAGCUAAGGACACGAGAAACUGUCAUCUUUCUUUAAGGUACUGUUGUACAAAGGAGACAAAAUGACGCUACUUUGGACUUUAUUUUAUUUGCCUCUGCUAGCACAACCUAAAAAAGGAAAACAAAAAGAAAAAAAAAAAAAAAAAAGGAAAGAAAGAGAGAGGGAAAAACAAACAAACAAACCAUCAUGCAGGCAGUGGGAAUUGGGAAAAAUAUUAAAUGAGACCUUCUGUCCUUAAAAAAUAAUAAAUCAUUGAAAAUGAAACUGUCCUGUGUUUCAGUUUUGAAUUCUGAAGUGAAGAUUGGAUGCUUUAUUCUGGGAUUUAUACUUGUAAUUGUCUUUUUAUCCCAUGCAAUUUCGGGAGGAUGCAUUUUGGGCAAGUUGAGGACAGGAAAUUCAUAGCAUAGUCUUUUAUUCGAACAUAAAGACUAGUAAUUGUGAACUUUUUUUUUUUGUGCUGCUUUACCUUUCUCGGUGUAAUGAAAAUUCUUGCUCAUUUCCAUAACGUCUCAGAAAGUGUGCAUAGAAAUGAAGUGAAAACGGGUUAUUUUAUGUUCUGGUAAUGUUAGUGUAUUUAUUUAUUUGUUGCUUAGAAGAAUGAAGACAAAAAGAAAAAUAGUCAAACCAAAAACGAGGAAGGGGAGCUGGAAUACAGGAUUUUUCCUUCCCAGUCUCAUGAACACAUAUGUAAUGUUUACUUGUCUUGAACGUACACAACUUUCUUGUUCCCCCCCACCCUUGUUUUUAAAUUUCCAUCUUUGUGAAUAGGAAAAGUGUUCCUGCUUCUUACCGUGUGCCAUCCAGAGCUAAAAGGCUUGAAAUCUGUUUCCAAAGUCUGCUCUGUUCAGCGCUGUGCUUUAAACCAUCGAUACCUCAUUUAAAAAUGGAAAGAAAAAAAGGGAAAAGAAAGAGACGAGGUCACAAAAAAAACCCAACCCCACAAAAAAACAACAGCAACCCAGACUGAAAAAUUAAUGUAAUUUCUGAUAUAAACUGAGCCAUUCAAAGCUGAAAGCUGAACACAUUCUUUCAACUGAAUUUUAAAUUUCUUUUCUGCUAGAGAGACAUAGUCUAUGUGGGCUGCUGGUUUGUUUUGUUUUGGGUUUAUAUUGGGUUUUUAUGGCUUUGGUUUGUUUAGUUUUUAGGUUUGGGUGUUUUUUUAAGAUUGGGUAGUUUUUUUUUGUUGUUGUUGUUUUGGUGGGGUUUUUCUGGUUUUGGUGGGGAUUUUUGUUGCUUUUUUUUUUUCUUUUUAGAACAGUGAUUGCUUUUAAGCAAACCAUGACACAUGACUGCAAUGACUGGAAAUCUCAGCAAGUAGCUUUCAGGAAAGAUGAAAGGCUUGGAUGGGAGCAGAGCUGGUCUAAUACCCACGAAUUUGUCCCUGACUGCUGGUUGCCAAAGUUUUAGUGCUCUGUAACUACCAAACCAAACCAGCUCCCUGAGCCACUUGCACCUCUGCUCAGGCGUCUUUAAAGCUCAGCCCUUAUCUCCUGCACCCUCAGGGCAGCCUAGGAAAGGGACCACAGAGCCAAAAUUGUAACGAGGUGAUCCCUUUAUUAAAGAGAAAAGUGGCGAAGAAGGAAACUCAGCAAACACUGAAGGGAGGUGGAAAGAGCAGGGGGUGAGUUAACGUGCCCUGCUCCAGGCUGGAUGCUUCCCACUGAGAACUCACGGCUCUCUGGGCUCGCUCGGGAAAACGCUGGCAAAAAUGGGCUUGAAUUAAUUCGAAAAUAAAAGGCGAGCUUUUCAACAAGAGUGUAUUCGGCAACGUUAACUGUGGCCAGCAGUUAAUUUCUGCCCUUUUCUCAUCCCUUGAAGUCCGCAAAGUGUCUUUAAGACUUGGUCUUUUGUUUUAGAGCCUGGAGAAAACUCUUUGUUCUUCCUUAGGGUUAGCCCAGUUCUCAGACUUGCACAUGGCAAUACUUGAAUAUCUCCACGUCGUGAUAUUAAAGAUGGAUAUUCCCGCAUUAUUCGCAUCAUUGUUUCUAUGACAAAAAGCACCGAGUUCAUACAUAGUAAAGACGUCUUUUUUCUGACGCCUUCACGUUGAGAAGCUGAAAAGGUAUUUUACUGAAGUUCGGCUAAAUUGCAGGAACAGGUUCACCCAGAGGACAAAUUUUCUAUUCGAUUAGUUGUAUUUCAGCCGGGAAGAGUGACCUCUAAACCCUUAACCUUUUGGACCCAAACUACCCUUCCCUUUCUCUAGCAUGGAGAGCAGCUAGCAGCAGCGCUUGAGGAGGGAAUUCCUGAGCCAAGUUUUCAAGUUUUGUUACACCAGGUUCCUGCAGCAGUGGCCUUUCCUCUCCAGAGCUGCUCAAAGCCAUCCUUUUGCUCUUCAUACAGAGCUAUUAAAAUAAAGAAGAAAAAGGGGUGUGGGGAAGUAAAAUCCCUCUGGCUACUCUUGAAAAUCCUUCUCCCGGACCCCCGCUGUUUUCCUAAAGUCCGAUAAGUUGGCUGCGAGCAGGGCAAAAGUAUUAUUCGAGAGAGAGCUACCAACUUGGGCCUCUGAGGUACAGUCCUGGAAAAUACUGGCCUUGGAUAAGUAAAUCCUUGCUUUGUGCUUCUAAUCAACCGAGAUGGCUCCCGAAGUUAAAGGACCAACUUCUGCUCCCAGAUUUCCUUCCCCCGCCCACUGAAGUCAAACAGGCAUGUAGCUGCGAGCAGAAUUUGUCUCAUUGUCUUUUGAAAUGGUAAUAACUGCAGGACGAGUGUUGCCUUCAGCAGGCACAGCUCUUACAGCCCUGUUUGCACGUCCCCUUUGAGCGGGGCUGGAGCACCGUAGGUUUGCAUAGGUGUGAUUGCACCCUAAGACAGGACAGUACGUGAAGCGGAGGCAGAGAGCACCAAACAGAAAUAGUUUCCAGCUGCCAUUGCUCUGAAUGGUCAGGAUGUCUGUAAUAGUGACCAGCAGCACCCACUGGUCGUUAUCUUCAUGCAAAACGAACCUGAGCUGUUUUUUUUUUUUUUUUGUGUGUUUUUUUUUUUUUUUUUUCAAUGAUUGUAACCCUCCAGAGUUAUUUUUUGUAUGAAGGGAAGCUGAUUAUUUUUGUUUAUCGCGGGUGAACGUUGUGCAUUGGAGCCUUUGUUAAACGGUCGCAUUGUCCAGCGCCACUCUCAUCUCUGUCAAAGUGUGAUGCUUUUUAUAGACUUUGCUGAUGUUCUGCUGCCACUGAUUAAAGCGUUAUUUAUACUAACUGUCGCCUGUAGUUUUGAUGUAAGCCCUCCACAUACUUCUGAAAUAAUAAAAGGUGUAGCGAAA
Melospiza melodia melodia is the source of this 5900-nucleotide messenger RNA. It is a transcript of the gene HOXD4, whose product is annotated as homeobox D4. The coding region runs from base 1844 to 2557 and encodes 237 amino acids. Lineage: Eukaryota; Metazoa; Chordata; Aves; Passeriformes; Passerellidae. Gene Ontology annotation, cellular component: nucleus; nucleoplasm. The record is from RefSeq and is a predicted model, not a curated record. Gene Ontology annotation, molecular function: DNA-binding transcription factor activity, RNA polymerase II-specific; RNA polymerase II cis-regulatory region sequence-specific DNA binding. The transcript has 2 exons. Gene Ontology annotation, biological process: anterior/posterior pattern specification; embryonic skeletal system morphogenesis; positive regulation of transcription by RNA polymerase II.